AUGGGUUUUGGCCUCCAUGAACUCAUCAACGUCAAGCCGACGGACAAGUGCCCGCUCUGCAGCAGCAAGACACCUCAGCCGCGACUAACCCGCGAGCACCUGCUGACCUGCCGUCCCAUCAAGCGACACAACGCCCUUCGCGACGAGAUGGGCCGCCUGCUCAGGUACGCCACCCUCUCCCAUGUCUGGGUGGAAAAGUCUGGCUACAACGCCAACGGUCAGAGCUGCCGCAUCGACCUGCACUGCCGCAACCCCUUUCCCGGCGGUGCUCUGGGCCCAGCUCUGCCCGACCUGGGCAUUGACGUGACUGUGCGCACAGCCCAACCCCCGACCACCUCGCAAGCCUGCAUCAAGGUGGGCGCUGCCCUUCGCCGAGCCGAAAAGGAGAAGCGCGACUACUACACCGGUUUCAACCAUGGAAAAACUCUGAUCGUCCCUGCGGCGAUGACGACAACCGGUGGGUUCGCCUCCUCCUUUGUGGAUCUGCUUGGUCAGCUCGCCCGCUGCGCCGAGGCCCGUGGUGUGUACCAGCCGGGGCUGGAUGAGGCGUUUGUUCCUCGAUGGAAGGGUCGCUUUGCGGCGCUGGUCCAUCAGAUGAACGCUGACCACAUCCAGCGCCACUUUGGCGGUGUCUGCCUGCGCUCGUCGUAG
Messenger RNA from Monosiga brevicollis MX1, 651 nucleotides. RefSeq lists its product as uncharacterized. The coding region runs from base 1 to 651 and encodes 216 amino acids. The record is from RefSeq and is a predicted model, not a curated record. Gene Ontology annotation, biological process: ribosomal large subunit biogenesis; ribosome biogenesis; endonucleolytic cleavage in ITS1 to separate SSU-rRNA from 5.8S rRNA and LSU-rRNA from tricistronic rRNA transcript (SSU-rRNA, 5.8S rRNA, LSU-rRNA). The transcript has a single exon. Gene Ontology annotation, molecular function: protein binding. Gene Ontology annotation, cellular component: nucleolus; preribosome, large subunit precursor; nucleus. NCBI's taxonomy places the organism in Eukaryota, Choanoflagellata, Craspedida, Salpingoecidae.